UAACACAAGUUGGGUUUGUAAUCGAUAUCUCCAAAGUGUGGACCAAAACACAUUCACUUUUGUCUUAAACUUUUAAGUGGAUUAGAGUUAAACAACAAACGUAGAGAGACACAGAGUGCGAUAUGGGAGGAGGAGACGAUGGUGGUGACUCAGUAAUUCACUUUGUGUUUGUUCAUGGAGCCAGCCACGGAGCUUGGUGUUGGUAUAAACUCAUCACUCUUCUAGACGCCGCCGGAUUCAAAUCCACCACCGUAGACCUUACCGGCGCUGGAAUCAACCUCACCGACUCUAACUCCGUCUUUGACCCUGACCACUAUAACCGUCCUCUCUUCUCUCUCUUGUCCGAUCUCCCUGCUCACCACAAAGUCGUCCUCGUCGGACAUAGCAUGGGAGGAGGAACUGUCACCGAAGCUCUCUGUAAGUUCCCUGGAAGAAUCUCCAUGGCCGUUUACGUCGCCGCCGAUAUGAUUCAACCCGGAUCUUCCUCUUCUCCACAUUCUUCUAGCAAGCGUUUUGGAGAAGAAGAAAUAUGGGAGUACACAUACGGAGAAGGCGCCGAUGAAUCUCCCACCGGAGUCUCCAUGAAAAAGCAGUUUAUACGCCAGUAUUACUAUAGCCAAAGCCCUCUUGAGGAUGUAACUUUGGCAUCUAAGCUGCUUCGACCUGCUCCUGUGAGGGCCUUUCGAGGUCUUGAUAAGCUGGCUCCAAAUUCUGCGGCAGAGAAAGUUCCUCGAGUUUAUAUCAAGACUGGUAAGGAUAAUCUAUUCGAUUCGCAGCGUCAAGACCGUUUGGUGGAGAAUUGGCCACCUUCUCUGUUUUAUAUCCUUGAGGAGAGUGACCAUUCUCCUUUCUUCUCUGUCCCAACCACCUUAUUCACUUAUCUACUUCGUGCGGUUUCUUUUCUUCAACUAUAACUCAAAAUACUUCAUUUUCAGUUUGACCCCAUGUCUCUCAUCCUUCGUACACUAUAUAUCGACCUUAUUGUUGAUUUUAUGGUCGGAAUAAGUACAUUUUGUUAAUGUUUUUCAUUUGAGUUUAAAUAAGCUUUACCCGUGAAGCAAUCAAGGAGAAGUUUUUAGUAGGCUUUUGUUAUUGGUUUGUUCCAUGGGUAAGAGAAAGAGAAAGGAGAAUCCUGUAUUCCUUGGUUUCUUUGUCAAUAAACUGUCUUCUUCUUCUA
Messenger RNA from Eutrema salsugineum, 1177 nucleotides. RefSeq names its product pheophorbidase. NCBI's taxonomy places the organism in Eukaryota, Viridiplantae, Streptophyta, Magnoliopsida, Brassicales, Brassicaceae. The record is from RefSeq and is a predicted model, not a curated record. Gene Ontology annotation, molecular function: methyl salicylate esterase activity; methyl jasmonate esterase activity; methyl indole-3-acetate esterase activity. The coding region runs from base 123 to 914 and encodes 263 amino acids. Gene Ontology annotation, biological process: jasmonic acid metabolic process; salicylic acid metabolic process. The transcript has 3 exons.